Branchiostoma floridae (Florida lancelet) is the source of this 1743-nucleotide messenger RNA. RefSeq lists its product as uncharacterized. NCBI's taxonomy places the organism in Eukaryota, Metazoa, Chordata, Leptocardii, Amphioxiformes, Branchiostomatidae. The record is from RefSeq and is a predicted model, not a curated record. The coding region runs from base 1075 to 1701 and encodes 208 amino acids. The transcript has 2 exons.
AAAAACAGUUGUGAUAUCCAUUCCAUUUGUGGUGGUUUGUUGUACAACAUUCAACACUUUCCAACAGCUUAUUCACUGGGCAAGAUGAGGCUCAAACACAACAUUGGGACAGGUUGUCGAUCACAAUGAACAGCGCUUACGAGUCAUGGUUUAAACUGGGACUUUUUGUAGAGCUGGUAACAUACGUCUUCGUGACAGUCUGUAAUCCCAAAGGGAGCGAAACAAAGAUGUUAAAAAAAUUCAUCUAGAGAAUAACUAAAUUUAAAUAACGAUUAGUAUGACUCGUCGUCGGCGUCGUACUGUUCAUCUGUGCAGUGCCGUUUCGCGACUCGCACCCACUGGUCGUCGGUGUCAUCAUCGUCACUCUCUUCACAACAGCUGACUUCUACAUUCGUGGAACUGUCCGUGCGGGGAAACGCUUUCGCUGCCAACCUUUUCAAAGCCGACCUUCCAUCUCCGUCGUUAGGUGUAUCCCUGGUUAUCAAAAGACCAUCACUGAUGACCAAAGUAGAUGUUAGGGGUCUGCUGUUAGAUGAUGUUAAUCUCCUGAUGUCCGGGGGAGGUGGCACCGAUUCCGGCUUCCUCUUGGCACCUGGCGCGUUUCUGGUAAGUGGGCUCUCCACACACAGGGACAGGGAGUCCGGGACUCGGUAGUUUGCGGCAGAGGGACCUAGCCGUCGUUUGCUGCAGGCGUCCGUCAAGGUCAGUGCCUUAGUCAUCCAUUUACAUAUUUCAGACACUUGUUCUCGGUAUAAUUCCAUUAUAAAUGAUUUCAGUGAUCAGUUGACCAACUAGGGCGAAAGAGUCUGGUUCAGACAAAGUCUGUGAACUGCUAAAAAGCCACUGACAGGAGUGCUGGUCUCCAAAUGGACGUCAGAUCACAGCGCAAACAAAACUUUAUGUAUAACAACAGACCAUCACCGUAGCAACGUUUGGAGGACGUUCUAGAACGGAGUCGUUUGAUGACUCGAACGUCCGUUUGCGUGAGUAUUCGAAUAACAAAAGUGUUCGAAAGUGAUCUUGUUGCCAUAGCACUUCUCUUCAAACCUUACCAACCUUCGUGGUUCCGGAGACAUGGCGAUGUCGAGGGAAAUAGGCCAGGGCGAUGAUCAAAGGAACACGUUACGGGCGCUUAACGACCGGCCUGGCAUCUUCGAGCUUUUUCCGAUACCAGAAGAGGUGGAGGAGGACCAGGCGACUCAGGCGACCACAACACCGACACGCCCUCGGCUCAAGCUGACAGAGGAGCAGCGUGUGGUCAUAGCCAGGAAACUGAACGCCAAACUGCGGUUAGCUACUGAAGCGAUCGUUGCUAAGAGGAAAAACGGAAAAGCAUCAAAGAGGGAUGUCGAUGAAGUUGCAGACAGUUCCUCGCCACAGGCUAAGAGAAGAAAGCCACCGGAGUCAGCGAAGUGCCCCAAACGUGCCACAUACUGUGACCCCCGCCUGUCUAAAACAGCCCCCAUCUAUCAUAAUGUGGUCGCAGGAGAAAGGGUCCUGGUUAACGCCAUAGCCAGGGACCCCUGCAUGCCGAAGGUCGAUCUGUGCGGCUGCCGGAACAGCGCAAGCCCAACAUACUUCACCGAUGGCAGCGGUCGCAUCCGGACCUCUUACCAGCAGCAUUUGGACAGACACACCAGAAAGAUGCUGAAGCUAGUAGCCCGUCGGCUGAAGAAGUUUAAACGUGGUUUGCCAGACUAGCACGGCUUACCAACAGUAAUAAAGAAUUCGUUAUCACACAAA